AUGGAUAUCGAGAUGUCUAGACGGAAUAAGAAACCCAGACCCGUUCUUGAAUCAGAGAAACAGGAGCUAGGCGAGUUUGCGGAGGGCAUCCAUUAUUCUCCCAGGUACUCCGAUAGUGAAUAUGAAUACCGACAUGUUCAGUUGCCCAAGCCUAUGCUCAAGAAAAUCCCAAACGAAUACUUCGACCAUGCUAAGGGGACACUGAAGCUGCUGUGGGAAGAAGAAUGGCGGGGACUAGGGAUCACUCAGAGUCUAGGCUGGGAACAUUACGAAGUGCAUGAGCCAGAACCACACAUCUUACUGUUCAAGCGACCAGUGAACUACAAACCGCCCGUCUCGCAGUAA
This is a messenger RNA of Microsporum canis CBS 113480, 345 nucleotides long. RefSeq names its product cyclin-dependent kinase regulatory subunit. The record is from RefSeq and is a predicted model, not a curated record. Gene Ontology annotation, molecular function: cyclin-dependent protein serine/threonine kinase activator activity; protein kinase binding; histone binding. The coding region runs from base 1 to 345 and encodes 114 amino acids. The transcript has 4 exons. Gene Ontology annotation, biological process: regulation of mitotic cell cycle. Lineage: Eukaryota; Fungi; Ascomycota; Eurotiomycetes; Onygenales; Arthrodermataceae. Gene Ontology annotation, cellular component: SCF ubiquitin ligase complex; cyclin-dependent protein kinase holoenzyme complex.